This is a messenger RNA of Nyctereutes procyonoides (raccoon dog), 2217 nucleotides long. RefSeq lists its product as uncharacterized. The transcript has 4 exons. Lineage: Eukaryota; Metazoa; Chordata; Mammalia; Carnivora; Canidae. Bases 1 to 2217 code for a protein of 738 amino acids. The record is from RefSeq and is a predicted model, not a curated record.
AUGGGCCAGAGUCAGUACAAACACCACGGCUUGCAAGUUCUUUGUCUCCAGCUCCAGCUUCUCGGGGGAAGAAGCCAGCUGCCAGAGGCUGAUGGCGAUGGCCCUAUUCAGUUUCGUGGAAUUCAGGUCUUCCCUGGAGCGGCCCUGGUGUCCAUCGCCAAGUCCAAGGCGCGGAAAUGGACACAAAGUCCUGGUUGCCCAAGGAUGGCCCCGGAGCUCAGCCUCCCGAAAUCCUCGGCCUCCCCAGCCCGUUGUCCUGGCUCUGCGGGCCGCCUCCUCCACGACGGCCGCCUCUUCUCGCUGGGGAACUCCGUGUCUAACCCGCACCCCGCAGCCCACCCGUCAUACCCGCUCCUUCAGACCAACGCUUCACCCUGCCGGCUCCCUAGUCCCCCGGCCCGGCCCGGGCCCGUGAUCCCCGGGGGAACUCGACCCUCUUCCAGCAAAUUCUCUCUUCCCCGCCCGCGCCGCAGCCCCACAGCUCCCGCUGCCUCCGCCCAGCCCAUUUCUUUCCUCCCGCCCUUGGGGCUGCCCACGGACCCCCGGCCCCCGACGGCGGGGCUGCCCACGGACACACCCCCCCCCGCCCCCCGACAACCGCUCACUUGCAAGCAGCGCGGUGCCCGCCCACAGCACCUGCUGAUGCGGGCGCCGCAGGCCAAUAGCCUCGGACACGUGGAACCGACCCCGGUCGCUGCACUCGGUGGGGCCUCGGCUGUCGCUCCAUCCUCUCCCUCCGUCCUGUCCCUCCGUCCUGUCCCUCCACCCUACCCCUACAGCCUGUCCCUCCGUCCUGUCCUUCCAUCCUGUCCCUCCAACCUGUCCCUCUGUGCUGCCCCUCUGGUGUGUUCCUCCAUCCUGCCCCUCCAUCCUGUCCCUUCGUCCUGCCCCUCCGUCCUGUCCCUCCGUCCUGUCCCUCCAUCCUGUCCCUCCGUCCUGCCCCUCCGUCCUGCCCCUCCGUCCUGCCCUCCGUCCUGCCCCUCGUCCUGCCCCUCGUCCUGCCCCUCCAUCCUGCCCCUCCGUCCUGUCCCUCCGUCCUGCCCCUCCGUCCUGUCCCCUCCGUCCUGCCCCUCCAUCCUGCCCCUCCGUCCUGUCCCUCCGUCCUGUCCCUCCGUCCUGCCCCUCCGUCCUGUCCCUCCGUCCUGCCCCUCCAUCCUGUCCCUCCGUCCUGCCCUCCGUCCUGCCCCUCCGUCCUGUCCCUCCGUCCUAUCCCUCCGUCCUGCCCCUCAGUCUUGCCCCUCCGUCCUGCCCCUCCGUCCUGCCCCUCCGUCCUGCCCCUCCAUCCUGUCCCUCUGUCCUGCCCUCCGUCCUGCCCUCCGUCCUGCCCCUCCGUCCUGCCCUCCGUCCUGUCCCUCCGUCCUGCCCCUCGUCCUGUCCCUCCGUCCUGCCCCUCCGUCCUGUCCCUCCGUCCUGCCCCUCGUCCUGUCCCUCCGUCCUGCCCCUCCGUCCUGUCCCUCCGUCCUGCCCCUCGUCCUGUCCCUCCGUCCUGUCCCUCCGUCCUGCCCCUCGUCCUGUCCCCUCCGUCCUGUCCCUCCGUCCUGCCCCUCCGUCCUGUCCCUCCGUCCUGUCCCUCCGUCCUGCCCCUCCGUCCUGUCCCUCCGUCCUGCCCUCCGUCCUGCCCCUCCGUCCUGUCCCUCCGUCCUAUCCCUCUGUCCUGCCCCUCAGUCUUGCCCCUCCGUCCUGCCCCUCCGUCCUGCCCCUCCGUCCUGUCCCUCCGUCCUGUCCCUCUGUCCUGCCCCUCAGUCCUUGCCCCUCCGUCCUGCCCUCCAUCCUGUCCCUCCGUCCUGCCCCUCGUCCUGUCCCUCCGUCCUGCCCUCCAUCCUGUCCCUCCGUCCUGCCCCUCGUCCUGUCCCUCCGUCCUGUCCCUCCGUCCUGCCCCUCCGUCCUGCCCCUCCGUCCUGCCCCUCGUCCUGUCCCUCCGUCCUGUCCCUCCGUCCUAUCCCUCCGUCCUAUCCCUCCGUCCUGCCCCUCAGUCUUGCCCCUCCGUCCUGCCCCUCCGUCCUGCCCCUCCAUCCUGUCCCUCUGUCCUGCCCCUCCGCGCUGGCCCCCCGGCGUGUCUCCCUUCCCUCGCCUUCUCCGUCAGCGCCCACACCCCACCCUGGGGGAGACCAGAACUUGCCUCUUAUCUCGAGGCCUCAGCUUCCCCCUCGCACCCCCCGCCCCCGUUCUCAGCACAGAGAAUCAAGCCCCUUCUAUGACACAAAAGAAGGACCUUAG